AUGGACGAGGAGCAAAUGUGGAAAGGCUUUUUUAACAAAUUGCAUGAAUUGAAAAUGAAUCCACCCACAGAGCACGAGCAACAACUUCAAGAUGGAGACGAUGGAUUUUUUGAAAAGUUUGGAAUGCUCCUGCGACAGAAAUCUCAAUUGGAAGAACCAGUAUUAAAAACCUCAUUAGCUCCAUUCAAAGAUGAGGAAGAGGAUGAGAACGUGGGUGUGGAACCAAAUGAGAAUGAUGAUGAUGAUGAUGUACAGCAUGAGGAAUUGGAGUCGAGUACAGAUAGCGGACUGGGAGCAACUCCAAUCAAAGAUGUUGAUGCUUUUGCAGUGGAAAAUGUUGAUGAAUCGACAUCCCCGGAGGAUAUUAAAGAUGCAUUUCUUAAUAAGGGAAUUGGGAUGAAUGUUGAGGAUUUGUAUGAAGAGAUAUUAUUUGAAAUUUACAAUAAUAUCGGCUGUGAAACGAACAAUAUGAGCACAAAGAGUCUCAUAGAGUUUACACAGGAAGCAUUCAAAAUACCAAAUACAACUCAUUUGGAAAUAUCGAAAGUUGCAAUGGAGAAAGAGCCACCAAAUGUAAGACUUAAUGUUGAGAUUAUAAAAGCAGAGAACUUGAUGUCAAAGGAUUCGAAUGGAUUAUCCGAUCCGUUUGUAACCCUAUAUCUUGAAUCGAAUAACUCGCAUCGUUAUAACUCAUCUGUAAAAACUGCCACAUUAAAUCCAAUAUGGGAAGAGCACUUUUCAUUGCCAAUUGCUGAAAGUCCACGUGAAGAGGUCUUAGUUAUUGAAGUAUGGGACUUUGACGCUGCAGAGACAGUCAAGGAGAAAGUCAACAAAAUCUUGGAUGUUAAAGGUGUAAAGGGUCUUAGUAAGCUGAUGAAAGAAAUUGCAGUUACAGCUUCCUCGGGAAAACAUGACAACGAAUUAAUUGGCAGAGCAGCCAUAACCCUUAAGUCCAUUCCAGUUUCGGGUCUUACAGUUUGGUAUAAUCUGGAAAAGGGCAGCAAAACUCGUAGUCGUGGUUCCAUUCUCCUGAAUCUUGCUCUCAGCGCUGAGAAGAAUAAAAAUGUUGCUGUGCAGGAACACAAACAUCUAUUGCAAUUGUUACUCAUGCAUGAACUAGAUACGUCCCAAGUGGCCAAUUACUGGUGGAGUGGUAAAUUCAGCGCAAAUGCCGAGGCAAUCAGAAGUCAGCAUGCCGUCCAGAGUGGAUUAUCUGCCUUUGAUUGUGCUCUUAGUCAAUGGCAUGCCUAUAGUACGAUCCAUGAGACUCAUAAACUUAAUUUUGCACUCUUCAAUUCUAUACUCGAUGUCUUGGUACCGGUCAUCAAGUGUCUACAAAAUGAUUCGGAAGACAUCAAGACCUUCUGGGAGGGCGCCAAACGCCUAUUGCCAUCAUGUUUUUCGGUGCUAAGAAAAUUGCGAUCCAAGAACACUAGUGAUAAGAAUAUAAUAAGAGCACUUAACGAAGUGCUGGAUAUUGUGGGAAAGAUUAAAUCUUUUGAUGUUCCCGAGAGUGUUGAUCUGUUUCCCAUAUCGGUAUACGGUUGGAUAAAUCGAAAUGAGGCCGAUGUCGAAUACGAUAUAGAUACGGUUAUUGGUGAUGCCAUCAAGACCGGCACAGAGGAAUGGUUGGAGCAUAUUAUAGACGGCAGUCGACAUACAAAAGAAAAUGAAACCGAUGAGGACAAAUUGCAAUAUCUCAUCAAAAUUAUACAAAUGGUUCGUUCAGAUCUGCAGCGUGCUAUGGAAUAUUUUGAUAAACUUUUCUACCACAAAAUCCAAUUAAAUUAUUCUGCCGUUCUGUUUAUGUACUAUGACACAAAACUAACUGAAAUCUGUAAAUCGAUUAUAAAGGACGUUUGUAAUAAUAUUAAACGUUUGGAUGUGCCGGAUGAUCAAUUUGAAUAUUUACCAAAUAUUGAGAAUGCCAAUAUGGGGACCACUUUAUUUGAAGCUUAUUUGGUACUAAAACGAUACGUGCAACUAGGUAAAUCCCUCUGUCCCAACGAUACACAACAAAUGGAAGAGUUUUAUCAUUGGUUCGAACGAGGUGUAACACAUUGGCUAGAUAUUUCCAUAAUUAAGGCACUUAAUCGCAUACAAAAGGCCAUUGAUUUGGAUCAGUUGAAAGCCGUUGAUGAGACUGUAAAAUAUAGUUCAUCUGCUGUGGAUACUUUGGCCAUUUUCUAUCAAAUAAAAAUAUUUUGGCAACAAUUGGAUUGGCCAGAAGUGGAAGGCUCCUACACAUUUGUAGCGAAAAUUGUUAAUGACAUUUGCCGAUGCUGCGUUUUUUAUGCUCAACGAAUGUCACGUAGGGUGGAAAACAUAUCAAAUAUCGGUGAUAAAAACGAAAUGUUCACUCUAUCGGAAGAAUGGUGCUUAGCUAUUAAUAAUAUGGACUAUAUACGCCAGAGUUUACCUUCAUUUAUUAAGGAACUUGGAACUGAUGAUGUUAUACGAAAAUUGGGAGAAUAUCGAACCAAUUUAGAGGCUGAACGUUGUGCUUCCACCAUUAAGGCUGUUAUAGACAAUGCUUUGGAUACAGAACGCAAUCAAAUUGUCGAACUUAUUGAUAAUGUUACACGUAAAAUGGCACCACCCAUAAAACGUUUCCUGGCUGAAGGGGCCGAGGUGAUCCACAAAGAUUCCAAUUCGAUGGAUCGACUGAUGAUGUAUUUGGAGGGUUCUCUGACUACACUUUACGACACGCUCAACGAGGUUAACUUCAAUAGGAUAUUAGAUGGCAUAUGGACUCAAUUAUCCAUAAUAAUGUAUGAUCUUAUACAAUCUAAUCUCGAUAAACGUCGACCACCUGCAUUUUUCCAAAAUUUAAGGCAAACCCUACAAACAAUGAUAUCGUGUUUUAAAAUGGGUAAUGUCAUCACUUCCGAUGUGCAGACAUUGACGGCCAUUGAAACUACAUUAGAUCUGCAUGCCCUUGAAACAUCCGAUCUAAUUCAUCAGUAUUAUAUCGAGCGUUUUGGCUAUCAAAAGGAACAAAGCGAUUCAUCUUAUGGCCAACUCACAAUAACGGCACAACUUACAGAAACUGGUUUAAUGCUCAACAUAUUAAAUGCUCGUAAUUUAUUGCCAAUGGAUACAAAUGGAUCGGUCGAUUCAUUUGUUAAGGCUACUUUUAUGCCCACGAGUCGCUUUAAUGCAGUGACAGCAAUUAAAACUUCCGUUCAGAGCAAAACGUGUUUUCCUCUAUUCGAUGAAAACUUUAAUAUAAACUUAACUCCGGAUCAGAAAUCUGCUCAAGAUAGCCUUAUUUUGUUCAGUAUAAAGGACAAAGAUCUAUUCGGAAUGUCAAGUCAAUAUUUAGCUGAAUGUUAUAUAACCUUUGCGGAUCUCAUGGCUUUCGAAGGAGAGCAAAUUUUAUUAAAUCUAUCUAGGCCAGAGUAUACAGAUUCCGUAACUCUGAGAGCCUUGGAGUACAGACAAGGUGAUAAACAAGCUAAAGAUUUCUUGAAAAAGCUAAAGAACAAAUCAUAUUCCUAGUCUUGGACGAAUUAUCUAAGAAAAACGAAUUAUUAUCUAAGCCACGGGGCGGAUCUAGGAAAGUUAAAUAAGGGAAAUAAUUACCUAAAAUAAGCAAUAUGCAGUUAAAAAAUUAUUUUUUCCUAAGAACUUUUAAAAAUGUUCUGUAGCUAUACAAAAAAAUGUAAUUGUAAUACAAUAUUUCAGUGAAUUUAAGGCGCAAAUAUCCCAGAAUUCCCCGAUCCGCCUUUAUUUAAACUAAAAAAUAUAUUUUUAUAUUAACCACGCAUAAUUUAAGUUAAAAAAACAACAACUUUUUAGUUAAUCUAAGAUUCCAAAUAUGAAUUCAAAACUAAGACGAAAUAUAUAUAGUUUUUGAAUUAGACUGUAAAUUCAACUGCAAUUUUAUUCGGUAAAAUAAGGACCCUGUGUUAUCCUUUGUUUCAUCAACAUAUGCAGACAUGGUAUCCGAUUCCAGUUGCCAAUCCAUUUAAAUAAGUAAUUAUUAAAAACAUUUACACAAGAACAA
Messenger RNA from Drosophila willistoni, 4009 nucleotides. It is a transcript of the gene stac, whose product is annotated as protein unc-13 homolog 4B. The transcript has 15 exons. Lineage: Eukaryota; Metazoa; Arthropoda; Insecta; Diptera; Drosophilidae. Bases 1 to 3501 code for a protein of 1166 amino acids. The record is from RefSeq and is a predicted model, not a curated record.